UUCUAAUGUCAACUCGUACUACAGCACGUGCUGUAGAUGUAGAGUGUAAGUAAAUUGUAGAAGUGCUUCAAAAUGGUCAAGAAGCACAACAACCAGCUGCCGGAGAAUUUGCCUCAGCUGCAAAAUCUCAUCAAAAGAGAUCCGGCCUCUUAUAAGGAUGAAUUCCUCCAACAAGAGAAGCAUUACAAAGCCUUGAUAUCCCUUUUCAAAGUGAAUCCUAAUGAGAGCAACAAGAGCCUCAUGGAGUUGGUCAUGUUCAUGGCCCAAGUUGCUCACUGCUACCCGGAAAAGCUCAUUAACUUUGCUCAAGAAAUUAUGGACAUACUCAGCCAGCAUAACACUGUCCUGGAUCCUGAUAUGAGAAUGGCGUUUUGUAGGGCUUUGAUUCUGCUAAGGAAUAAAAAUCUUCUAGCCCCGACAGAUCUGUUAACAUUGUUCUUUCAGCUUCUACGCUCUCACGAUAAAGUGCUCAGACAAUUCCUUGAAAGCCACAUCAUCAACGACAUCAAAAAUAUAAAUUCCAAGAGUAAAAACAUGAAAUUGAAUACGACCUUGCAGAAUUUCAUGUACAACAUGCUCAAUGAUGGAAACUCAAAGGCCGUGAAAAUGUCUUUGAACAUAAUGACCGAACUUUACAAGAAAAAUGUUUGGAACGAUGCCAAGACUGUUAAUGUGAUCGCCACUGCUUGCUCGUCAAAAAUCAUCAAGGUCAUGGUAGCCGCAUUGAAAUUUUUUUUGAGCUCUGACGAACCAGCAAAAGAUUCUGAUGAUAGUGAUUCUGACAAUGAUGCACCAACCGCAAAAGAUGUUAUAAUGGCAAAUAAAUUCAAUAAAAAAACACGAAAAAGGGAAAAACAGCUUAAAAAAGCCAAACAACUUGUUUCCAAAUCCCAGAAGAAAAAGAAAAAAGCACCAUCUUUUAAUGUCUCGGCACUCAACUUGCUUCACGAUCCUCAAGGAUUUGCCGAGAAGCUUUUCAAGCAGGUGGAAAAUUCAAGGGAAAGGUUUGAAGUCAAAGUCUUGACGCUUGAUGUCAUAUCAAGGCUGAUCGGCCUACACAAGUUAAUACUGUUGAAUUUCUACCCAUUUAUUCAACGGUUUCUUCAACCACAUCAAAAAGAUGUAACAAAGCUCCUACUUUUCACCGGUCAGGCUUCUCACGAUCAAGUGCCACCUGAUGUACUUGAGCCUGUAUUGAAGACGCUUGUGAAUAAUUUUGUAACAGAGAGGAAUAGUUCUGAUGCAAUGGCUAUUGGGAUCAACGCUGUGAGGGAACUUUGUGCUCGGUGUCCUCUUGCGAUGAAUGAAGACCUUUUACGAGACCUGGUGCAGUACAAGCACUACAAGGAACGCAGCGUCUCAAUGGCUGCUAAGGCGUUGAUUCACCUCUACCGUACCUCUUUGCCUGAGAUGCUGCAUAAGAAAGACAGGGGCCGUCCGACUGAGGCGGUUAUUGACUUGAAAGUCAGAAAAUUUGGUGAGAUUGACUCAAAAGAUUAUAUCCCGGGUGCUGAAGUCUUACUGAAAGAGCCAGAGGAAGAAAAAGAGAUCCAUAUUAGCGAUGAUGACAGUGAUGAAGAUGAUGAUGGUGAAUGGGUUGAUGUAGAUCAUUCAGAUAAAGAGGCUGAUGGAGAUUCUGAAGAAAUGGAAGAAGAGGAAGAAGAAGAUGAAGAGGAAGAUGAUGAUGAAGUAGAAGAUGAUGGCAAAAAAACUGGUAAAAAGGAAGUAAAAAUAAGAAAGAAGAAAACAGAUAUACUUGCUGAAAAGGCUAAACUUGCUGGGGAAAUCAGUUUGGGGAAAUUUCUAACUGAUGAGGACUUCAAGAGAAUUGAAGCUGCACAACUGAGCAAGCAGAUGAACACUCUUAACCGCCGCGGUGUAAAGCGUCCUGCCGAAGAAGAACCAGAAGAAAGGGAGAAAUUACUCACACUCGGAGACAUUGAAAACAUCUACAAAAAGAGGAAAAAUUCUAAAGAAGAUCGUAUCAACUCAAUACGUAAAGGACAAGAAGGCAGGGAGAAAUUUGGUUAUAAAGACGGUCGGCAGAAUCCAUUCGCGAGUACUACCAAUAACGAAAAAAGAAAGAAAAAGAAUUUCAUGAUGAUCAGACACAAGGCAAGGAGCAAAAUAAAACGUUCUUUCAAAGACAAACAGAUUGCCUUGAGGAAUUACCUCAUAAAGCAGAAGAAAAUGAGGUAGAAUGUAAACAACUUGUAUUUUAUUUUAUUUUUUAUAUUAUUAAUAUUGUAAAUAAAGUAUAAAUUUGUUUAAAAAACA
This is a messenger RNA of Cimex lectularius (bed bug), 2277 nucleotides long. It is a transcript of the gene Mys45A, whose product is annotated as protein SDA1 homolog. Gene Ontology annotation, biological process: ribosomal large subunit export from nucleus; ribosomal large subunit biogenesis. The record is from RefSeq and is a predicted model, not a curated record. The coding region runs from base 73 to 2199 and encodes 708 amino acids. The transcript is spliced from 17 exons. Lineage: Eukaryota; Metazoa; Arthropoda; Insecta; Hemiptera; Cimicidae. Gene Ontology annotation, cellular component: nucleolus.